CCCGGCGUUUGUUUAUAUGUAUUCGCGACGUGUAAGUCGUGGGACUCCUCUCAGUUCUCUGACAAUGCACACUGACGUUCUGAGCGCGUGCCGAGCCGAGUGAGACACGAAAAGCAGUAGGACGAAAACGGAUCCCUCGAUGAUUCAUGCGAAUACCUUCUCUUGGCGGUAAGGUUAUGUCCGUUGGUUGGACGACGGGACAGUACUCGGUCAUACGCGUUCCACCGGCGCGCGUACACUCUCGCGAUGAUGAGGACCGCCGGGGUGCUGGAUGGCCGCGAAUUCGGCAAGCGCGUGCGUCGUGUCCUGGAUGGUAAUUACUCGUACCGUAAGAUCCUCUUGAUCGUCUUGGUAUGCGGCGGUCUGCUGUUGUAUUUUGGCCCACCCUUCGCGCAAUGGUUCUUCUCCUCCACCGGGGAACCUAUAGAGGUAUUUGAAGAUCGUUGCAUGAAUGAGAGAUUGGCUAGUUUCUACUUUGAUGCUGUUGAAUAUAAUGCAAAUAUUUUACACAAUCCACCUAAGGAGAAUGAACAUUCUUAUCUGCCAUACAUUGGCAAUGGUAUUUUCGGAGUUCCUAUUUCUCCGGAAGCUUGGCUGUAUAUUAAACAUAGAAGAGCACUUUUACUGCCUGUACAGUGGCAACCAUUGAUCACACAUUCUAUACCGAAAGAUAGUUUUUACCGAGAAGCAACCGUCGUUCAUUUUACAAACGGGAUUGUUUAUAAAUAUCAGUGCCUUAGGGAAGGAUAUCACAUAGAAUCCCAAUAUUAUGCACAUAGAAGUCUCGAUGGGAUUUUGGUGCAGAUUGUAAAACUUUCUAAUCCAUUUUCGCUUUCUCAAGAAAUAUCACUGAAAUCACAGGAAUCUAUCCAUUGGAGUAAUUCUCACAUAGAGCCCAUCAGAAUUCAAGUCGAUGGAUUUAAUCAUGAGUACUCCUUCUUAUCUGGAUUCGUAUCUGCGCCCAACUCCAACAAAAUAAUAGUUGUAUCGAUAAUUUACAAGGUUCCACCUAAAACAGUGCAGGUAAAAGCACACAGUUCCAUUAAAUUGGAGUUUUUGUCAAGCAUUCAAUACAGCGAGCCAAUCUUGUUCGAGCAUUAUCAUACAGAACGCGAUGCGACUAAAAAGAAAGCAAUUGACUUUAUAAGAAAGGCGAUUGCGCGCCAGCAACGUUUAAGAGAGGAGCAUGUAAAUUUCUGGCAGAGUUAUUGGUACACGAGUCUAAGGAUAAGUGACUCCAAGGCUGACGGUGCUAUCAACGGUCACAAGAUUAAUUCUACCAUGUAUUACGUAUUAUCUCAGGUUUCGCGGAGUGUUCAGGAUGUUGAGAAAAACAUUGCUAUGAACGAAGGUUGCUAUCGGGGUCAUCAUACCUUGGACGCUCCUCGCUUAUGGAAAGAUACCUCGACCAUCGACGCCGUGAAUGAGAUAGUCGAGGCAUGGUUGAUAACAUUGGAGAAACAAGGUUGUUAUCAUCUAGUGAUCGGAGGUCCUGCAGCUGUACAACAGGCAAUGGUGCUGAGUCUCGGUAGCCUGAGAUUCAGUAACCAACAUCUCGAAUUUAAUAUAGAUCCUCAAUAUCUACAUCGCGAUUAUUUGUUUAGGCGUAUAAGUUAUGGAAAUUUAACACAUGUAAAUAUAUCUGUAACGGUUGGUGAAGAUAAUCGCGCGAUAUUAGGAGUAGCUUUGGAUAAAAGUGAUAGCGUUUAUUUCGGAUGUGAUGCCGGUUGUUUGGACGCGCCAGUUCCCCUCGACCAGACUUAUACAAAUUUUCCCGUAAAGUUGACAAAGCCACUAACUGCGAUACUUUACAUAACGUCUGAUCAUCAACAUAUGCAAGAUCUUCGUAAUGCUCUGCACGUACACGAAGUAGACGAUGCGCCUGCACACGAUCACCAGGUGAUGGCUUUGCACAAACACGGACAUCAACUCGGAGGCUUACCCACAUUAUUUUGGGUUAGCAUAUGUUUCCUGAUAGUUGUGUUCCAUUUGUUUCUAUGUAAAUUAAUUUUUAACGAGUAUUACGGCCAUCAGGAUCGGCAGCGAGUUCGAUAUAAUAAACCGUGAUAUAAUUGUACAUAAUUUUCUUGUGAUGUGAG
This is a messenger RNA of Cyphomyrmex costatus, 2099 nucleotides long. RefSeq lists its product as uncharacterized. Bases 247 to 2067 code for a protein of 606 amino acids. The record is from RefSeq and is a predicted model, not a curated record. Lineage: Eukaryota; Metazoa; Arthropoda; Insecta; Hymenoptera; Formicidae. The transcript has 7 exons.